UGCUGCCUUCCAGAGUUCCACGAUGCUGGAGUCUCUUGAGGAUAUGGAUUUGGAGACAAGCCAAGCGAAUGAGUCUAAAGCCCACCCAGUCUUCUUCUCUCUAGACUAUCAGCAUGUCCAAGUGCCCUUUGAGAUUACCUUGUGGAUCAUGUUGGCUUCCUUGGCUAAAAUAGGUUUCCAUCUGUUUGAGAAACUACCUUCCGUUGUCCCCGAAAGCUGCUUGUUGAUUUUCGUGGGGCUUAUCAUGGGAGGGAUCAUUUAUGGCUUAAACGACAAAUCCCCUCCGGUCAUGGACAGUGACAUCUUCUUCCUCUACCUCCUGCCACCCAUUGUCUUGGAUGCUGGCUAUUUCAUGCCCAGUCGCCCCUUCUUUGAGAACAUUGGGACGAUCCUCUUAUAUGCUGUUGUGGGGACGAUAUGGAAUGUCUUUGGAAUUGGAUUCUCACUCUAUGGGAUAUGCCAAGUGGACACCUUCCAGCUACGUGAUAUAUCUUUGCUUCAUAACCUCUUGUUCAGUAGCUUGAUUGCAGCUGUUGACCCUGUUGCUGUGCUGUCUGUGUUCGAAGAGAUACAUGUCAAUGAGAAGCUUCACAUUUUGGUAUUUGGAGAAUCUCUUCUCAAUGACGCUGUGACAGUUGUCUUAUAUAAGCUGUUCAGGUCCUUCUGUGAAAUGCCAUCAAUUAAAACAGCGGAUGUGUUCGCAGGAAUUGGGAGGUUUUUUGUGGUCGGAAUCGGCGGGGUCCUGGUGGGCCUCCUGUUUGGCAUGAUAGCCGCCUUUACCACACGAUUCACCAAAAAUAUUCGUGUGAUCGAGCCCCUUUUUGUCUUCCUCUACAGUUACCUGUCCUAUCUCACGGCAGAAAUGUUCCACCUGUCCGGUAUUGUGGCAAUUAUUGCAUGUGCAAUGGGCAUGAAACGUUAUGUGGAGGCCAACAUUUCUCUGAAGUCCCACACGACCAUUAAAUACUUCAUGAAGAUGUGGAGCAGUGUUAGUGACACCCUCAUCUUCAUCUUCCUAGGAGUCUCCACCAUCGGUGACAAUCAUGAGUGGAGUUGGACGUACAUUUGCUUCACAGUCAUUUUCUGUCUCCUUUGGAGAGCACUAGGAGUUCUUGUCCUGACUUUCAUCAUAAACAGAUCACAUGUCAACACCGUUACACCCAAGGACCAGUUUAUUAUUGCCUAUGGGGGGCUUAGAGGAGCCAUCUGUUUCUCCCUGGUUUUCUUGCUCCCUGACUAUCCGAGAAAGAAGCUCUUCAUCGCAGCAACCACUGUUGUGAUCCUCUUUACUGUGUUUGUACAGGGCAUGACCAUCCGUCCUCUCGUUGACUUGUUAGACGUCACUAGAGAGCAAGAAAGUGCUCCCACAGUGGGAGAACAAAUUCAUAUUCGGUUCUUGGAUCAUUUGUUGGCUGGCAUAGAAGAUAUAUCAGGACACUGGGGACAGUAUUAUUGGAAAGACAAAUUGGAAUACUUCAACAGCAAAUAUCUCCAGAAAUUUUUGCUCCGGGAAUAUGUGCAGCCCAAGUCGAGCAUUGUGCUCCUAUAUGAGAAGCUGGAGAGGAAACAUGCCAUUGAGCUAGCUGAAGCAGGGCAGCUCAUUUAUGGUCCAACCCAUAGCUCAUUGCUCAACAAUGACAAACACCCCACCACAGUCAAUGACUCGGACAGUCUCAAUCUAGACGUGGUGGAUGAUAUCCAGAAGAUAUUGGAAAGGAACCUGUACAAAACAAGGAGAACCGUGCCAGCAUACAACAGGCACACUCUGCCUGGAGAAACAGAACCAGUGGAGCAAGCAAAGGAGAUAUUGAUCCUCAGGCACAAGAGCUGGCAGAUCCACAUGAACAGAAGUGACUCGGACCGCUUGAGCAAAGAGAAGGAUGAUUCUUAUUCAUCAGAAGGUGGGACUAACCCCAAACCCAAGUUGUGCAGGUCCCUUACUGCCAGACAUUCUAGAAAAGCUCCGAGUGUGAAAUCUAACAGAUCAAAGUCAGUUGGUUUUAUUAUACCUCUGCAGCCAAGUACUACCCGCUGGGUUAAUGACGAAGAAACUGGGAAAAGGCCAAUUUCAGAGGAGAAGUAA
Molecule: messenger RNA, 2083 nt
Organism: Zootoca vivipara (common lizard)
Lineage: Eukaryota; Metazoa; Chordata; Lepidosauria; Squamata; Lacertidae
Product: sodium/hydrogen exchanger 2-like
Biological process (GO): sodium ion import across plasma membrane; regulation of intracellular pH; potassium ion transmembrane transport
Cellular component (GO): plasma membrane
Molecular function (GO): sodium:proton antiporter activity; potassium:proton antiporter activity
Source: RefSeq, a predicted model, not a curated record